This is a messenger RNA of Stylonychia lemnae, 2199 nucleotides long. The record is from the annotation of a GenBank genome assembly. Lineage: Eukaryota; Ciliophora; Spirotrichea; Sporadotrichida; Oxytrichidae.
AUGGAGAAACUCAUACCAUUAAUAAACAAGCUUUAGGAAGUGUUUUCACGGACCAAAGUAUAGUUUUCAGUGAACUUGCCUUAGAUUGUAGUAGUAGGCGGCUAAUCAUCAGGAAAGAGUAGUGUUUUGGAAAGUAUUGUUGGAUUAGAUUUCCUACCUCGAGGAACAAACAUAGUUACAAGAAGACCGAUCAUCAUAUAACUAACUCAUACUCCUUACGCAGAUAAAGCCUGGGCUGAAUUUACACAUAGACCGAAUGAAAAGUACUUUGAUUUCUCAAAAGUUAAAGAAGAAAUUGAUAUGGACACGAAUAAACUUUGUGGUACAAAUAAAGACAUCUCUCCUACUCCGAUUUUACUUAAAAUCUAUUCAAGAAGCGUAGUAGACUUGACACUUGUUGAUUUGCCAGGAAUUACAAAAAUUCCUACUGGAGAUCAACCUCACGACAUAGAGCUUAGAAUUGCUGAUUUGAUAAAUAAGUUUAUUACACCCAAAACAGCAAUCAUUAUGGCAGUUUGUGCUGCAAAUGUGGAUCUGGCUAAUUCUGAUGCAUUGAAGAUGGCGAGAAGAGUUGAUCCAUUAGGUGAAAGAACAAUUGGAGUAAUUACUAAAAUCGACUUAAUGGAUGAAGGAACUAAUGCACUCGAUCUAUUAUCUGGAAAGGUAUAUCCAUUGAAGCUUGGCUAUGUUGGUGUUGUCUGUAGAUCUUAGAAGGACAUUUUAAAUUAAAAAACCAUCGAAGAUGCUUUAAAGAGUGAAGAAAAAUUUUUCAAAACAAGCUCAGUAUACUACCCUUAUUCAUCCAGAUUAGGAGUUAAUUAUCUUGCUCACAAUCUAAACAUGAUAAUAGUCAGCCAUAUUAAGAAGAACUUACCAGAAAUAAGGUCAUAAAUUACUUGCUUGCUUUUCUAAAAAGAUAAAGAGCUGAGAGCACUAUAACUGUUUAAAGAUGACAGCUCCAAUGAAAGUUAACUAAUUCUUAAUGUUAUUGCGAAGUUUGCAGCUCAAUACUCAGAGUUUAUUGAAGGAAAAUUCGUAAAAGAAACUGCAAGUGAAUUGAUGGGAGGUAGCAGACUUAGUUAUAUCUUUUAUGAAGUUUAUAAUAAAAUUCUGAAUGAUAUCGAUCCAUUUGAUGCACUAACAGAUGAAGACUUAAAAACAGCUAUUAGAAAUGCAAGCUCACUUAGACCAAAUUUGUUUGUUCCUGAAAUGGCAUUUGAAGUACUUUCAAAGCAAUAGAUUUUAAGAUUAGAAUCUCCCUCUCUUUAGUGCGUCUAAUUAGUAUAUGAAGAGUUGAGAAGAAUUGUAACUGAAGUUGACAUGCCUGAGUUCUCAAGGUUCUAAAAUUUAAGAAAGAAAAUCAUAGAAAUUAUGUACUAACUUUUGACUAAAUCGUUGGUCCCUUGCAAUCAAAUGGUAAAAAACUUGAUUUUAAUCGAAGACAGCUACAUUAAUACUUACCAUCCGGACUUUAUGGGAGGAGCUACCGCAAUCUUUAAUGUUUUCGAUCCAAAUGCUUAUGCAGCAUAAUAAGCAAAAUUAGAAAAAUUCUAGGAGGAAAGAUAAUUAUCUUUUGAAGAAGUAAAUGAUGAAGAUUCUUCGAAAUCAAGUUCAAAAAAGAAAUAGCAAUAACAACAAUAAAAACAGACUUCUGGCGGAUUAUUUAGCAGUUGGUUUGGUGGGAAUCCAUCAAGAGUUGAUUCUGAUGAGGAGGAUAAGGAUGAGAAUAAUCUUAAGGAACUUGAAUAUGCUAAGUAUAGAAAUGACCAAGAUUUUGAAAUUAAUAAAUAUAUGCAGAAGAAUAUUAAGCCAGUUCAUCUACCUAACAUGCCUAGUUCAAUUAGAGCUACUAAAGAGGAGAUGAGCUAAAACUCUCCAAGAUCUCAAAUGGAGAUUCAUAUUAUUAAAAAUCUAAUAACAUCUUACUUCAAUAUAGUAAGGAAGAAUCUAAAUGAUCUUGUACCUAAGACUGUCAUAGCUAUGCUUGUAAAUAAAACUAAAAAUUAGACCCAAAGAGAGUUAGUAUAACAAAUAUAUAAUGGCCAAGUUGACCUUAAGGAGCUUUUAGUUGAGGAUUUAGGUACUGUUAAGAAAAGAGAGGCAUGUGCUGAAAUGGUUAAAAGUCUAAAAUAAGGUUUGGAAUACUUGAAUGAAGUUAGAGAUUUCUAUUUUGAUGAAGAGCCAAUCAAGCUUAUUUGA